GGAUUGCUCGAUCUGUUCUACCCCUGUUCCCACCCUCCCUCCCCUCCCUGUACUCUGUGCGCACCGAGGUCUCCAAGUACCACAUCAGCAGCGCUGAUGUUGGCGGAACAGGACACCGGGGCACUGCCACGACGCAGUGCCAGGCUCGCAGUUCGCAGCCACUCUGUGUUACCUCCACGACCGAAGUAUCAGCAACAACGACGCAGCAGGCGAACGACUCCAGCAACAUCCAGUACCAAUACAGCAACUGCAGUACCGGGCACCGCAGGGAUCCUUCCCGCCUGUCCGGUCCAAGGAGACCAUGAGACUUUGGCAGCUUAUCUUCAGCGGGUGCAGACAUUCACAGAUGCCGUAGCCACAGCAAAGGCACAGCAAGAGGCAGCAGAAGCAGAAUGUCAGCGGCUUGCCCAAGAAGCAGCAGCCCAAGCUCAGCGGACUGCUGAGGCUGACGCAAUGGCUCGCGACAAGCGGAACGCCGCCAGCACUGAGGCUCUGAUUCAGAACGAGAGUCAGUGGACAGCACUACUCCAAGGCAUGAUCUUUGUGCCUACGGACGAGCAGGCAGAUCCGACACCGGCGGAGGCAGAAAGGAGUAACCUGGCUAACUUAAUGCUGAGUAUGAUGAGGGCAGUGAUGUGGAACAACACGAUGCAGAUUGUGAACACGCACACGGGACGGCAGCUGAGACGGACCCAGCAGGGAGAAUCUGCAACUUGGACAGCCGCCAUCCGCGCCGCAACACAACAUCAGCAGCAGCAGCUGUUGGCAUCCACCAUCACACGUGUCAACAACAUCGAGGCUAAGUCCUCAGCAGCGCCAGGCUGCACGACAGACACGGCGAAGCAGCUCGGGGAGCGCAUCGACCAUGUCGUCAAGAUUACCGGCGAACUAGGUGACUCUACCAGUCCGGCCACGAUCAGCAGCACGGUGGCCGCCAUCAAGACGGACAUCACCAAACUGCAGUCACGACCGGAAGCCGCUGCGAAGGUAUACAAGAUGCCACACUUCAACAUCAGCAAGUUUGACGACUACAACAAGACGGACGCCUUGGCAUGGUGGCAAACCUUCCUCACCGAAGCAGCCUGCCACCACGUGCCGGCCGAGGAUAUGAUGAAAGCACUCUACCUCCAACUCAUUGGAGGAGCACAGGCAUGGAUGAACCACACCGCGGCCAAUCUGGGGUGCACCAUCGCCCAACGGCACAUGCACAUUACGUGGGAGCAGUUCGAGCAAAUGUGGAACACUCGAUUCAUGGUCCGCAACGUUGUAAAGGUGGCCAUGAACGAGGUCUACUCCAGCUCGCAAGGGAACACGCCAACUCGACAUUGGACGAUCAAGUGGCAGAAGAUAGUAACCACUCCGGGCUUCGACUUGAGUUUCCCAAACCAACGAUCCAAAUUCUUUUCGCGAUCGUGCGCAGGACUGCGGUCGGCACUCGGCAACGAGUACGGCUAUGCCUCAUUCCAGGCCAUUCUGGAUCGUGCGAACCUGGUCAUCCAAACGGAUGACAAGGCCGCCAAUGAACGGCAGUCCCAGCAGCAAUAUGUGGCUAAGCAAGGCUACCAACGGUCGGCGCAUAACAAUGCAGUGAUUCCUGACGAAUCAGUAGAUCUCCACGCUGCAGCGGCAUCCUCGAGUGAUGGAGGAAUUGUCGCAGCGCUCCCACCGAAGCGUCCCAAGAGAGUUCGGAAGAACAAGGCAACACAAGCGACGACAUCGACAGAAAUUGGGCAGCAACCAUGGACGGCAUACAACAUUACCAAGAAAGUAUUUGACCUUCAUCAAUGGUACGGAUAUUGCCUUUGGUGCAUACCAACUCCAUUGACGGACGGUGGAGUAGCGGUUGUCGAUCUCCGCUCCUGUCUUGCGAAGAUUGACCGCGAGUACGCAACCCAAAGGUACAUUGAGACCGACGCUCCUUUGCUCUAUAUCCGCAUUCAAAUUGAAAAGGCCACCUGCAGUGCCUUGAUUGAUUGCAGAGCGUCUCGCAACUUUAUGAGCCAAGCCUUCAUGGCACACGCAGGCCUCGGCCCCCGCGUUCGAAGGAAGACGCAACCUACGCAAGUCACACUGGCGGACGGACGCACGCAAAAGUCAAUUGACCGAUGCGUUGGCGGCGUUCCGGUCUACUUUGCGCCACUUGCGUGCGAGCCGGUGUCUUUUGACAUCCUCGACACCAAGUUCGACAUGAUUCUAGGCAUGUCUUGGUUGCGUAGCGCCGACCAUCCGGUAAACUUUCAUGACCGAACCGUUCACGUCCGUGAUCGGAACGGAGUGUUAGUCCCGUGCACGGUCGCGACCCCUCACACUUCGAUUGCUUGUCACGUGGUUUCCGUCACGAGGACUCGCGACGCCAUAGCUCGGAAUGACGUAGAGGAGAUGGGCAUUGUUUUCCUACAUGCCCUCCCCUUGACGGACGGACCAGCCGCGUCGUCGCAGGACCCACGUAUUACUCACCUCUUAGAUGGAUAUGGAUACGUCUUCGAGGCUCCCACCGGAACGGUUCCGAAUCGGCCCAUACGUUACGGGAUUACUCUCGAGGCGGGUGUCGUCCGUCCGCGUGGAUGCAUUUACCGCAUGAGCGAAGAAGAACUUGAGGUGCUUCGCGCACAACUCGAUGACCUUCUCGACAAAGGCUGGAUUCGCCCUAGUUGUUUGCCAUACGGUGCACAGGUUCUCUUCGUCCGGAAGAAGAACAAGGAUCUACGGUUGUGGAUCGAUUAUAGAAAACUUACCGCACAAACCGUAAAGAACGCCUGCCCUCUCCCUCGGAUUGAUGAUCUCCUGGAGCGAUUGGGCGGCGUGACGUACUUCUCGAAGUUGGACUUGAAGUCGAGUUACCACCAGAUCGAGAUCCAGCCUCAAGACCGGUACAAGACCGCCUUCAAAACGCGGUAUGGGCAUUUUGAGUGGGUCGUGAUGCCAUUUGGACUCACCAAUGCCCCGGCAACCUUCCAAGCAGCCAUGACAACGGAGUUCCGAGACUUGCUCGAUCAUACCAUCCUCAUCUACCUCGAUGAUAUCUUGGUCUAUAGUAGGACGCUUGACGAGCACCUCGUACACCUUCGUGCGGUGUUGGAUCGUUUGCGAGCAGCCAAGUACAAAGCAAACCGCGACAAGUGUGAAUUCGCCAAACAAGAGUUCGAGUACUUAGGCCAUUAUGUGACGCUGAAAGGCAUUCGUCCCUUAGCGGACAAAAUCCAAACCAUCGUGGAUUGGUCGGAACCCCGUUGCGCGGACAUACGCUCUUUCAUGGGUUUGGCUGGAAACUAUCAGCGCUUCGUCGAGUCUUACUCCAAAGUGGCAGCUCCUUUGUCGAGACUUCAGUCCCCGAAGGUACCAUUCGAGUUCGACGACGCAGCCCGUGGCGCGUUCAAUACGUUGAAGGCGGUGAUGCAAGAUGCACCGGCCCUCCGUAUCUAUGACCCCACCCUACCCACCCAAGUGACUACGGACGCUUUCGGAUACGGUAUUGGUGCGGUGUUAGAACAAUGCCACCCGGACGGUUGACACCCGGUCGAGUACUUCUCCCAAAAGGUGCCUCUCAUCAACACUCUCGACGACGCUAGGAAGAAAGAGCUACUCGCGUUCGUCACCGUUCU
Messenger RNA from Chara braunii, 3602 nucleotides. The record is from the annotation of a GenBank genome assembly. Lineage: Eukaryota; Viridiplantae; Streptophyta; Charophyceae; Charales; Characeae.